Messenger RNA from Acanthaster planci (crown-of-thorns starfish), 3430 nucleotides. RefSeq lists its product as uncharacterized. The record is from RefSeq and is a predicted model, not a curated record. Lineage: Eukaryota; Metazoa; Echinodermata; Asteroidea; Valvatida; Acanthasteridae.
AUCUGUCACUUGUCUUAACUGUGUACCUGAGUCGGUUCCUAAAGCAGACGGGAAUCAUGAGCCACGCGGAGAAUGUAGGGAUGACUGAAUAAUUUUUUAAAUUACAAAUACUAUAAGGAUUAGGGCCUAUGCAGGAUAGCACCACAGUAGGCCUACUACACACUACGCAAAAUUGGCGGUCACCGCAGCGCCUUUUGCGUUUGGUAAUCACGAACCUUUUUUGUGCAGUAAAUAGUUAGCCAUUCGUGCGUGACGUCUAUUUAUGCCCGACGCCGACAGGCUUUGUUAUCGUCGCCAGCACAGACUGGCACUAUGCCAGGCCAGAGAGUGAUCACGCUCUUACCGCGUGACAGCUGGCGACCAUACUUCUGACUGUUAUCAUUUUCCCUGGUAUCCGGCAGAUUUGGUUGGGUACCCAUAAUUUUAAUGUUAGUAUCACCAGAAGUGACGCCUCGGCGAUGGGACCGUCGCGCUGAUAUUGUCCAAUCAAGUUUCCCCGCAUGGAAUUUCCUUGCGCGUGGGCGUGCUGUUAAUUGCGUAAACAAGAUCAGACCGGCGCGGCAACAUGCGCGUGUGAGCACUUCCAUGAUAAAACAUGGCGGCUGUCAUGGAAGUUCCCGUGGAAAAGUAAGGAACUUCCAUGAGUCAACAAUUGAAUCCCGAAUUUUAUUGAGCGUGUCAUGUCACUGAAAGUACGGGCUGGAUAUGGAUGGCGUGCUGAAUUAUGACAAAGAUUAUCUUUCGAGACGGCGGUUUCUCGACGUAGAACGACGUGCAGUGUCAAAGUAUUCACGUCAAUGCUCUCAGUGCGGUAAUUAUGCUAAAGAGAGGCGGCGAACGAAGAAUCACAUUAAACAAGCAUUGCAAAAAGAGAAAACUAACUUGGUGGCUACAACGUUGGACAAAAGAACGAAGGACAGUGCAAGCAGUAACACGUAUCCAUCAAUUGAAAGAGCCAAGAACACCGUGGACGGAUUUGUUGAGCAGCAACACAAGACUCGUGCUUGCGGUGUCAAGUUGCUAAAGUUUGACCCGGAGGAGUCCCUGCUGGUCUGGUCUUGGAAGUCAAGGAGGAUCAUUCUCUGCAAGCUUCCUGGUACAUGUAGCUACUUUGUUAAGGAUUCUGUAGCGCGAGGUAGAAAACCAAGAAAGUCUAGUAUGAACACAAAAUCUAAUGGUGAUGCAAGGAGUAAGACAGGGAUCUCAUCUGCAUAUCAGAGCGAGAGACAAUCAGUGCCCCAUCCAAUAGCCAAAAAGCAGAUUGCUAAGAAAUCCACUACUCAGCUUGUGAGAGAUUUCCAACCCAAUAGGUCGGACUACCCAAAUUCCAGCAGAGACCCUGGGAGACUUCCAGAAAAGAGGCUAAGGCUCUCUGAUACAUACGCCUCUCGUGGAGAUCGGGGUGCAUUUCAUUAUGAUAGAGACAGAGACCUCUUAGCCCUGAAUGGCAGAGAGAGGUCACGAUCGAAGGACCGAGACUAUCGGCAAAGCGAACCAACAAGAUAUAGUGAUCAUCAAUACUACCAGCGACCUAGAUCUCAGGGACAUCAGCGACAUGACUUCUCAGCGAUACAAAAUUCUAGGGAAGGUCUUGGAAGGCACAAUGAGAGGAGGGAUACAAGCUUUCAGGCCUCGCGAGGUUACCAGCAGGGUGAUCCAGACUCCCUGUACCAGAGGAGUACUUACAAGAAAGGGAGUCACCACAGGCGUGAAGAUCAGGAGCACAUUCCACGCUGGAGGGAUGGAUCUCUCAGCAACAGAGGUGCCUCCUUUGCUGCUCGCUUUGACAGAUACACAGACAAGGCCACUGCAAAGCUAGCUUCGUGCUCAAAAGAUCCUAGCCCGGCAAAUGUAAGUAAAGACAGUGGCAGGAAUGUAACUGUAAAUUACUCCAGCAGAUUGGAUACAUUGCCAAAGGAAGUUUAUUCAUCUGAUAAGAAAGGACUGGAGAAGGAAAAGGAAAGUGAAAGCAAGGAAACUUCCAAGCCUGAAAAAGACAGAAGACUGCAGUCUGAGUCCACCUUGUUGAGCGAAAAGGAAAAAAGACAGUGCAUGACUGAGACAUCAGAAAAGAACACUUCCAAGUUGUCUGCUAAACCCAAUUCAGACAGCAGCUCUAACACUUGCAAGUUAGACAAGAGUGAAACUCCAUCACAUAUUGCAUCUAAAAUUCCUGCCAAUGAUGCUGGGAACCUGUCUCAGUCAAAGGAGAAAAGUGCGCUUACCAGCACUGAAAUUCACAGAAGUCCUGCUGCAGAGUUGGCAUUAAAUUCUGCUGCAAAAAACGUACCUGAAGCGAGUCCUGAAGCAAGAGAUCAAACAGAUCUUCUGGACAGCACAGGGUUCUCACAUACCAGUUCCAGUGAGCCAGCUGCUUCUGCCAGUAAGUCAAAGGACAGUCAGACCAGUGCCAAAAAUGAAAACAGCUCGAGCAAUAAACAGACAAACAUUUAUGUCAAGUCUUUAGCCGAGAAAGCAGUUGCAGACCGUGCAAAAGCUGUGGCUUUGCUAAGCAUGGGAACAACCAAAGAGGGUAGCAAGUCAGAAGAUGUAAGUACCCAUGCUAGGGUGCCUCAAGAAAGGGGUAGAGAAUCCCAGUCAACAAUUAGUGCCAAGGGGAUAACAGAUCAGGUGGAUGUUGACUCGCCUGAAGAGUCCAUCUCCUCACCAGCUAGGCCCGCUUCGUCAGUGAAGCAGACAAAUGAGGACAGCGACAAAAACAGCCAUGGCCAAGUAGCUGUGUCUUCUCGUUCACCGUCCCCAAAGGAGAGUAACCUUUAUAAAGUAUCCAGGUCUCCAUCUCCUCAGGUAAAACAAGAUGUGGUUGAGGGUUCCCUGACCUUUUCCUGGCAGAACAGACAAAAGUUGAAGUCUAUCGUCAACAAAGUCUUUCCAAAACCAUCCUCUUCUGUGGCCAAAGAAGAUGCCCCCUCAGUGAACAAAAGUGCAUCCUCCUCGCCCAAAGCUAGUGUUGUCCAAAGUGAAUUGGAUUCACCCUGUGAGAAGACAGACUCAUCUAAAACAUCAGCCCCAAAUGCUGAGGUUCCCCAUGGUCUUGUAGAGGAGAAUCAUACCAGUAAUGUUGCCCCCAACAGAGUUUCAUCAAUCAAGCCAUUGUCUCAGGAGCCAGAUAAUUGUACUUCAGCUAGCAAGACAGCAAGAACUGUUACUUCAUCCUCGGUUACGUACAGCACAGUUGAACCAAUUUCUGUCAUCUCACAGUUAUCAGAUAUCUCUGAAAGACCAAAUGCUCCUGUUAAAGCAUCCUACGAUAUUAAAAUUAGUUGCAUUGAAGGUGGUGUUUCUGUGCCUAAAUGUGUGCAGGGUAGUGACUCAGAACAAAAGGUAGUCGGUGGAAUAGUUCAACAGGAUCAAAGANCACUCUGGACCAAGAAGCCAGUCAACUAAGUGUCAAUAUGAACUUCGCAGU